AUGCCGACCAAACUGAUGAUGGCCUUUGUGGGCAUGGAUUUCCUCUUCGCUGGAUGUGGAGGACUGUUGCUGGGCUUCUCCCUCAUAUCUGAGCAAUCGAUGCGUGCCACUCCGACCGUAGACAACGUCACGCAGAACCUGCUGCUCGGCCAGUGUCCGUUGACAGCAUCGUCCCACGCAUCGCCUGUGAACACGCAGUCUCAAGAAACAUCAACUAACAGUUCUCCAGCUGGCGUGGUCAAUGCCAUCUUCGUUUUCGUCACAUUCCUGCUGUCUCUCCCUGCGCUCUUCCUUCCAACAAACCGAGGCUGGCUUCGUACUCAGGGCUGGCUAGUCGUCAUCUGUGCAACAUUCACACUCGGACUCGGUAUCGCCAUCUGGGUGGAAACCCUACAAACCCGCACCAACCUCAGUGUGCUUUGGGGACGUGAGUCGCCGCUUAUUCAGAGUCUCCUGCAGCAAAAGUUCGACUGCUGCGGCUACGUGAACUCGACUACACCUCCGUUCGUCCAGGACAGCACAUGCCAAAACACCCUGGUCGCCGCUCAGAAGGGAGGUUGCAUCGGCAAGUUCUCCUCAUUCGCCAACACGUACCUGGACCGCGUUUUCACUGCCGCCUUUGGCAUCGUCGGCGUGGACAUGAUCCUCGUACUCUGCGUUGCCAUGGUCCUCAAGUACCGCAUGGAGCAGGAGCGCUACAGACAUAUUGACGAGAAGAACGGACUUGGUGGACUAUAG
This is a messenger RNA of Alternaria rosae, 738 nucleotides long. Its product is annotated as tetraspanin. The record is from RefSeq and is a predicted model, not a curated record. Bases 1 to 738 code for a protein of 245 amino acids. Gene Ontology annotation, cellular component: membrane. NCBI's taxonomy places the organism in Eukaryota, Fungi, Ascomycota, Dothideomycetes, Pleosporales, Pleosporaceae. The transcript is spliced from 3 exons.